AUGGCUACCACCACCCGGGCCCCUCCCGCCCUCUGGCUGGCUGCCAUCCUCUCCCUCCUCCUCUCCCUCCUCGUCCGGCCGCUCGAGAGGCUCUUCUACCACGCGGACCUUUGCGCCGCCUACCACGCCUCCGCCACCGCCGCCGUCUACCUCACCGCCUGCCUCAACGCCGCCAUCGCCGCGAAGCCCCGCCUGCGCCGCCGCCUCCGCGCCGUCCGCGACGACGCCGACCUCUUCGCCCGCCUCGGCCCCUGCAACCGGCUCCUCGUCCGCGCCUACCUGCGCGGCUGCUUCCUCCUGCCCAACCUCAUCGGCCCCGUCUGGGUCUGCCGCGUCGCCCGCCCCGACAGCCGCCUGCUCGACGAUCUCGCCCACCUGUACGGCUUCGCCGUCGCCCUCCUGCACGCGCCCCUGCUCGCGGGCCUGGCCGUCCGCCUCGUCGUCCCUCUCGCCUGCCGCGCCCUCCGCCGCGCCCUCGAGGCCGUCUCGCGCCUCGUUUGGCGCGCCUCUGCCGCCCUAGGCGACGACCCCGCUGCCGCGGCGCAGACGGCCCUCGCCGCGCUGCACGCCCGACUCGGCCGGCUCCCCGGACGCGUCGUCGACGCCGUCGACGGACGGCUGCUCAGGACCGAGCUGGCCUUCCUGCGGCUGGCGGCCGCCUUCCUCGCCGCCGUCUGCCUGAGCACGUUCUACGCCAUGGUCGUCGAUCUCUACAGGCCGUACCUGCAGCGCCUCGCCGUCCGCGCGACUGCGUGGGCCCUCAUGUCGGUCGGCGAUGCCGUCUUCGGCGUCGGCAUGCGGGUGGAGUCGAUUGUCGUGGAGAGGGGGUACUGGGAGGAUCGCAGCCUCUGGGAGGUCGCGGGCGUCGCGCGCGGCCUGGCAGGCAACUCUUGA
Molecule: messenger RNA, 894 nt
Organism: Colletotrichum graminicola M1.001
Lineage: Eukaryota; Fungi; Ascomycota; Sordariomycetes; Glomerellales; Glomerellaceae
Exons: 1
Coding region: 1-894 (297 amino acids)
Source: RefSeq, a predicted model, not a curated record